This is a messenger RNA of Hymenoscyphus albidus, 1378 nucleotides long. NCBI's taxonomy places the organism in Eukaryota, Fungi, Ascomycota, Leotiomycetes, Helotiales, Helotiaceae. The record is from the annotation of a GenBank genome assembly.
GCUGCUGUGCUGCUGCUACCGUACCGUACUGCCGCCGCUGCUGCUGACUUGACUUGUGGCGCGACUUCGACUUCGACAUCGUCGGGACUUCCUCCCAUAUUUCAUAUUUCAUACCUACAUCCCGGACGUCUGAGCAAAUCCCCGAUUCCGACAACUCUCCUUCGUGCGCAACACGAUAACUGCAGUCAAUCAAUUACUUGCACCAACACAUCAUCAUGGCCAACAUGUCUGCCCCUAUCAAUGCAUCUGCCAUGUACCAUCUACCGCCCCUCCCAGCCUACACUCUCAGGCCCGUAGAGCCGCUCGUCUCCUUCAUCCCCGACUUCUACCUCUCAUUAAUACUCCCAAUUGCCGCAUACUGGGUCUUGUCGAUGUUCUUCCACGUCAUCGACGUCUACGAUAUCUGGCCGCAAUAUCGACUGCACACACCCACCGAGAUUCUGAAGAGAAAUCAUGUAUCACGAUAUGAAGUGGCACGCGACGUCAUUAUACAACAGGUUAUUCAGACCGCAACGGCUUCACUUCUCGCCCUGACCGAGGAUCCGGAUAUGGCUGGGAAACAGGAUUAUGAUAUUGCGCAAUGGGCUGCGAGACUACGAAUUGCACAGAGAGCUCUGCCAAAAUUGUUGGGUUUGAUGGGACUGAAUGCUGCCGCCAUCUCGAAAAAUGUCUCCGGUUCUCAUCCGAUGAUUGCCGGAGUGCUAGCAGGUGGAUACUACCCAUUGACCAUGAGUUUGGAUGCUGCGGGAGGAGCUGCGGUUCCUGCGUUUACUAAUUGGGAGAUGGUGGUCGCAAAGGCCAUUUAUUGGUACAUUGUGCCCAUAUGUCAGUUUGCAUUAGCAAUUGUGAUUGUUGAUACAUGGCAAUACUUCCUUCACCGGGCAAUGCAUGUAAACAAAUGGCUUUAUAGUGAGUUCUUAUCAUCUCUUCCACAAUUACAACCCUAACAUUAUCAGCAACUUUCCACUCUCGUCACCAUCGUCUCUAUGUACCUUACGCCUUUGGCGCCCUCUACAACCACCCAUUUGAGGGCUUCCUCCUCGAUACAGUCGGUGCUUCGCUCGCGUACAAAGUCGCUGGUCUCACAGCUCGUCAAGGUAUUGCCUUCUUCGUAGGCUCAACUUUCAAGACUGUCGACGACCACUGUGGCUACGCAUUCCCUUGGGAUCCUCUACAACAUAUCACUGGCAACAAUGCCGCAUACCAUGAUAUCCAUCAUCAAACGUGGGGCAUCAAGACGAAUUUCUCACAGCCCUUUUUCACUUUCUGGGACCGUAUACUAGGGACCAUUUUUACCGGUGAUACCUCGACAAAAUAUGCGAGGACGAAGAAAGGAGCGGAGUUCCUGAAGGAGGCUGAUGAGGUCAAGGUUCAGUGA